Cucumis melo (muskmelon) is the source of this 549-nucleotide messenger RNA. RefSeq lists its product as uncharacterized. Bases 1 to 549 code for a protein of 182 amino acids. Lineage: Eukaryota; Viridiplantae; Streptophyta; Magnoliopsida; Cucurbitales; Cucurbitaceae. The record is from RefSeq and is a predicted model, not a curated record. The transcript has a single exon.
AUGAACGUUCAUAGAAGAGAUAGGGCCAUGUUAAACCAAUCCUCAAUUAACAACAACAACCCUAAUUUCGCUUCUACUAAUUGCUUGUCCUUGUUUCAAUCCCCUUCUUCUUCUUCUUCUCAUCACUAUCUUUCAACUUUACCUAACGCUAAUCCUUCGUUCGGAGUAACAGCUUCUUGUGGCGGUCGAUCAAAGGAUCUGGGGAAAGAUGUGAGGAGUUCUUGUUCUAGGGUUAGGGACAAACAUCAAGUGGGAAUUGGGGUUUUUGACGAGGGGUUGAAUUUUGGUUUUGGUCGAUCUCGGACGACGACGUCGGGUUUGUUUUAUCACGAUGACGAUCAAGAUGACCCGGGGGUGGUGGCAGGAUGCAAGAGGAGGAAAACGGAUGAUGAAACAUCGCCGAUACAAUUUUAUGUGAAGUCGAGUAAUUUGGUAGAAAAUCAACAUCAUCAUCAUCAUCAUAUUCAAUCAGAGGUAAUUGGACUUAGCUCUACCUCCUUACAUGAUUUGGAUCUUGAACUCAGGCUUGGUGGUCUCUCUAAAGGUUGA